Molecule: messenger RNA, 570 nt
Organism: Ostreobium quekettii
Lineage: Eukaryota; Viridiplantae; Chlorophyta; Ulvophyceae; Bryopsidales; Ostreobiaceae
Source: the annotation of a GenBank genome assembly
AUGGGGCAUAUGUUCGGGCGCAGGAUCGCAGCGGUCCACAACCCCACGGACUGCAUGGGGGUCGACCUGCUGGAGUGCUGCGUCGGCAAGCUGUGGGACGACUGGUCGACGGACCCGCGGGAGGUGGCGAUCGAGCAGCUGAAGAGGGCGCUGGUGCUGGAGGGCAAGAGCAAAGUGGUGCUGAUCUGCCACUCGCAGGGGACCAUCAUCGCCAGCAACGUGCUGAGGGUCCUGAAUGAGGACCGCGACCUGACCGACAGGCACCUGGCCAAGCUAGAAGUCUACGCCUUCGCCAACUGUGCGCACCAGAUGGAGAAGGGCAGGAUCGGCCGCCUGGAGACGCUGUCCAACACCCUGGACACAGUUGCGAUGCUGGGAUCGUGCUGCCCCUACAAGGAGUGGCGGGACGUGGACGGGGAGACAAUCAACAUCGAGGGCCGCAAGUUCUUCGAGGAGGGCAAGCGGGGCCACAUGCUGGAGACGCACUACCUGCAGGGCCUGGAGCAAGGGGAGUACGCCGGGUCGAAGCUGCACGACUACCGGAAGGAAGCCAAGUCGAAGUCGACCUGA